AUUGUCAGAGACAAGAAGAGUACGCCUGCAUAUUUUGUGACAAAUUUUCCAAUAUUUCCAUAGUUUUCCUCAAGAUUCUUCGGAUAAUUUAUUUGUUAUGAUUUAAAUAAUUCAGUAUUUGGCGAAGAUUAUAACUUGUUCGUGAGGUUAAGGAUGAGCGUUAUAAUAAGACUGCAGAACCUGCCGUGGUCGGCAAACGCACUAGACAUUCGCCAGUACUUCAAUGGACUCAGCAUUCCAGAGGGUGGCGUUCACAUCGUCGGCGGCGAGCUGGGGGACGCAUUUAUCGCCUUCAGUACCGACGAAGACGCCCGCCAAGCCUUCACCAGGAACAAUGGCAAGAUCAAGGAAAUUCAGAUCUCGCUCAUGCUCAGUUCACGCACCGAGAUGCAACGAGUCAUCGAAGCCGCCAGGGCUCAGUCAUACGCAGCUUUCAUGCAACCCUCACCGGCCUCGGUUCCCAUGCCAGCAGUGGUACCGUCCAUCGUUCCAGCAGCGGUCCCGGAGAUAAAGAAGGAGUCCAAGGAGAUCAAAAGCGAGAAACGAGACAGCAGGAGGCGUUCUAGGUCCAAAUCCAGGGACAGGAAGGACCGAUCCAGGGAAAGAGAGAGAAAAGACAAGAGGCACAGAGACAGGAGCCGCUCUAGGUCCAGAGAUCGCAAGGAACGCCGCAGGCGCGACAGGAGUCGCAGUCGUGGCCGCUCCCGCUCCAGAGACCGCGACCGUAGGAACAGCAGGGACCACCGAAGGCGUUCCGAGGAGAAAGCGGCGCCGGUCUUCCAGAGAGAUCCCAGGAAGCCCAUGCCAGAGAUAUGGGCUAAUCAGAACCCAGCCAAGAGCGUUCUCGACGUGGCGCCUGCAGCUCCAGCUGCUAGCAUCCUCAGCGGUUUCCCCAUCAACUUGGAACAAGCAAAGAGGACUUUGAACUCCUUGACUGCGGGACUACAGGCCAACGGAUUUGCCGCAAACACCAACGGACCCAGCUUCACGGGUAGCCCUCAGGGUAGAACCAGAGACAGCUGGCCGCCUACGGGAAUCCAAAAUUUCCAAGGCAGGUCUAACGACGGUUUCCAGAACAAAAGACAAAAUAUGGGUCCGGGGAACGGUGACAAUUUCCAAGGUCGCUUCCAGCGACACAACUUCCAACGCGACGGUCAUCGCAACCGCAUGGACGACAACUACAUGGACUGCUGUGUAUCCUUAGAGCCUUUCUACGGUAGCUACGGGGAAGUGAGACGGUUCUUCCAUGGGCUGUACAUCAGCAACAAAAGCAUUAAGUUCAUCAACGACUCGAGUGGACACAGGACUGGCGUCGUCUACGUGCAAUUCGCCAACAGAAAAUCCAAAGAGGAAGCGAUGACUUUGAACGGAGAGAUCCUGAACGGCAUCUCCGUAGCCGUGUCGCACGUGGACGACGGCGAUUUCGAAGAGGCCGUCGACAGGUUUGUACCCAACAACAUCAACGACGACGGUUUGAACGAUGGCCCUAUGUUCAAGAACAGAACGAAGUAUUUCAACAACGCGCCAGCUGAACCGGAAGUCAAAGAUUACACCUGUCUGAUAGUAGAGGAUCUACCUACGUACUGCAAGGAGCAGGAUAUCCUCCACAUAUUUUCUCAGCACCCCCUGGUAGCCUUGAUCCUGACCACGAAGCCACGCGGCGGCAACAUAGCGUACGUCAAGUUCAGCAGCAAAGACGUGGCGAAAAAGGCGUUGGAAGAGAAAGGCCACCACGUGAUCGGGGGAAAACAGGUGACGGUGCGGCCGUGUAAGGACGACGAUUUCGAGGAGAUCAACAAACAGCACGAGGUGGACUUGACCGGUUCGAAGGAUUCCGACGUCGGCACCGAUUGUCUGAGUGUGGCGAGGCUCCCGCCGAAAACCAACGAUAAGGACAUCGCGGACUUUUUCUCCGACAUCGGCGUCAUACCCACCAAGAUCCACCUGAUGAGCAACAACCUCGGCUUCACCGGGCAGGCGUACUGCGAGUUCCUUAAUGCCGAUGAAGCGGCACGCGCUGCUAAGAAGGACGACACCAUGCUGGGAAAUAUCCACAUAUCCGUCAAGCCCAUCAAACGGGAAGAGAUGGAAACCAUCCUCGGGCACACCUUACCCGCUCCCGUAAAUUCCUCUUCGUCGCCCGUAGAGGUACCGCCCGCGCCGGGUAAAAACCAACCGACGAAUCCGCUUAUGAAGCCCGGGCUUCCGGUUCCCAUGAAUAGUCCGUUAGGGGGUCAGAACCCUCCCAUGAACGAACACAAGCUCAUGAAUCCCAGGCCGUUCUUCAGCCGCGGCGGUUUCGACGGCAGGCCGACGAGGGGCCCGCCGAGAUUCGGACCGAGAGGGAUGGGAGGACCCAGGCUUAGGUUCGCUCCGCCUCAGGAGCAUUUUGACGAAGCGCCCCAUCCCGGAUGUACGGUGUUCAUGAAGAACGUUCCUUACAAGGCGGGGACGAACGAGAUUUUGGACUUCUUCGACGGUUACAAUAUGACCAACAACGUGAGCAGAAGGUACAACCCAAAUAAUACGCCCAGCGACGAGGCCAAGGUGGUGUUCUUCGAUCCGGACGAGGCCUUCAGGGCGGUACAAGAUCUGCACCACAAGAAGAUCUGGGACCGGCAGAUCUACUUGAGGCAGGAAUGAGAUACGGUGGAGUAACUUUACCUGUGUAUGUGAGAGUUUUUUUUUUCGUUUAUACGAGAGGGACGUUGUUAUUUAUUUCAGUUCAAAGUCUGUUUUACGAAGCGCGCAUGGUUGUAUAUUUGAAUUUUUCUAGCGUUUAGGAAUUUUUAUACUCUACUUUAAGGCUGUAUAUAUCGUGACUACUAUAUUAGUAGUGAUACAAGGAACCUUUUUCACUGUGGGUGCGAUCUUUGUUUCUUAUGGGGAAUUUAACAUGAAAUAUAUCUGCAGUAUACGUGUUAGUUUUAUUUUUUUAUUAAGUAUUUGAUAGACAGUGUUUCCUGUUGCUGCAAUAUUUUUUUUGUAAUAAAGUUUAUUUUCUAUUAGAGGUAA
Anoplophora glabripennis (Asian longhorned beetle) is the source of this 3015-nucleotide messenger RNA. Its product is annotated as epithelial splicing regulatory protein 2. Gene Ontology annotation, molecular function: RNA binding. Bases 154 to 2643 code for a protein of 829 amino acids. Gene Ontology annotation, cellular component: nucleoplasm; ribonucleoprotein complex. The transcript has 3 exons. The record is from RefSeq and is a predicted model, not a curated record. Gene Ontology annotation, biological process: regulation of RNA splicing. Lineage: Eukaryota; Metazoa; Arthropoda; Insecta; Coleoptera; Cerambycidae.